Symbiodinium natans is the source of this 4176-nucleotide messenger RNA. The record is from the annotation of a GenBank genome assembly. NCBI's taxonomy places the organism in Eukaryota, Dinophyceae, Suessiales, Symbiodiniaceae.
AUGGAAAAUGGCCGCGAGGCAAAGCCGAGGGCAAACAGCAAGAACCCGCCCAAGCCAGUGGAUGCCCGCAGCCGGGCCGACAGCAAGAACUCCGCACGCGGCACACGCUCCGAGCGUCCCCAAGACAAAGAGUCCAAAGAUGGCAAGGAGUCCAAAGACGGCGCAGACGGUUGGGUAGGUGUCGUAGGUGUGCCGCAUGCCCCAUGGGUGGACUUAGAUGAGAGCAGGACGUCCCCGGGCGACGGAUCUUGCGGGCAGCUUCUGGCAGCGUACGUUCCAAGCAGCGUGGGCGCUGCCAUCGCGUUCCGGCUGGUGUACAAGCAGCCGGAUUGGGUGAAGUGGGGUCUGGCGGUUCGGAAGGAGCCGGGCACAUGGCUUGGGCAGGCGACGAUGCCGGUUCUCCUCGGCUUAGAGCCCGCAACGCUCAGGUGCUUCAACCGUGCAAACGGCUGUGUUGUGCUUGAGUGGCAAGUGCCAGAGCAAAGUCACGUGAGUCACGUGCUGUGCAGGGGCCUAGGCCUCGUGUGGCAGUACCGGUGGCGGCUUGGUGAUGGUGAGGAAUGGGUUUUGGGACCCCAGCUGGAAGCCACAGCAACAGCAUCAAGCCAGUCGGGGAGCUCUGGGACUUAUGUAUCUGCUCCGCUACGGGGGCCUUGGACCCCUCUAUCGGCUGGCCGUGUGGAGAUGUCGUUGAGGUAUUCGACUUUGGGCGAGGGCCUGGCUGAUGCGGCCUGGAGUGGCUGGAGUCAGAGCGCUGGUCCUGUGUUGCUGGGCUUGCCUGCACCCCUUGCCAGCGAGCUGCAGAUUGAGUUUGACGACUGCAACCCAUGUGUAGCCACACUUCGCUGGAGGGCUUUCGAGAUCUUGGGAUGUCGCAGUCGCGAAUUGGAGUACCGCAUCCUCCUGAAAAGCCUGGCCGAGCCAUCUUGGAAGGAUGGAGGAUGGCAAGUUUGGGGUCAUCUGCAGGCCGAGGGCGAAACUGACGAGCAGGUGUUCCUUCUAAGUGGAUUGCAGCCACUCUUCGAGUAUGAAGUGCGGGUGGAGGGCCGCCACUCUGCGGGUGACGGAGCUGAUGGCAGCUGGUCCCGUCUCCAACUCUCCUUCUGCCUUCCGCAGAGCCGGAGGGACUCUCAACAUCUGGGACAGCUGCUUGCCCCGCAGUUCUUGAACAACGAGGCGGUCGAGGACACGAACCAGGUCCGGACAUGGUUGAAGCCCCCUGCCGUUGAAGCGGAGUUGCGGGUGGCAUCAGCGCUCAGGAGUCGGCACCUGGAGUGGCAGCUACUACGCACCGAGCAGGAGCAGGGAUUGUUGGCAGUGACGACCAGCAGAUUGGGACCCGGCCGCAGCUACCUCCGCUGGGCGGAGCAUGAGCCGGGUGAGAUGGUUCCGCUGUGGGCACCUGCCGAGGCUCCGACCUUUGCGGCCGACGUCUUCUUCCGCCAUGGCGCUCCAGCACUGCAGCUGCGCUUUCGAGCAGGCUGCCGCGAGGCAGUCUCGCAUUUUCAGGUCUACUGCAAGGCAGAGACUGGUGAGCAGAUCACACUGCCGGCACGUGCAGUGGACCAUCCCGUCAUCCGCAGGGACGAGGAGGUGAAAGUCAUGCUGGGGCCGGCCAUCCUCUCUCCAGGCCGCUACCGCCUCCACCUCCGCACUGCCAGCAACUCUUCGCUGGCCCCAACCUCGCUGUGGUCCCUCUGGAGUGAGGCUGUCCAAGUCCUUUUGGAGAGGCAGCCGCCGCGGCCGAGGGUGAACGACGAGCUGCGUGCCCGCGCUGACGGUGCACAUCCGGGUCAUCCGGGUGCCCAGAAGUUUGGGGAUAUGGCCGCGGCGGUUUUCAACUGCUGUGUGCAGCUGUCCUGGGAUAGUUUCACGUCACAGAGUCUGAUCGCAGGCUACCAGCUGACAGCAUCCUUGGAGUCGUCCUUGAAGGAUGUGGAUGACGAGGUUUUUGUGCCGAGCCCAAGCGCGGCCCUGGCCCUGCGCUGCGCAGCGCCCCUGCGGCGCCUGGCGCCUGAGGCGGAGUACCGCUUCGCUGUCAGGGCAGCACAUGCCAAAGACAAGGGAGCCAGGCUUGACACUCUUUUUCGUACAGGACCCUGCAGAAGUGCUUGCUUAGCGCCGCUGAUGGCACCCCACGUGAGGAAAGAUUCAACUCAGAGUGCUUCGCUCCAGACGCUUCCACUGGCGCUGGACCCGCGGGCCAUUCGGCCUCAGGAGCUGUUGUGGGCGCUGCAGUGGCGCAUGCUGGACAGGGUCUUGGAGGCGGAUUGGCGGCCAGCCUCGGUUCAAUUCCAGGACGAAGCCAGGCCUGCCGCCACUGCACAGGCGCUUUGGAAUCUGGAAGUGGACAGGGAAGCGAAGGACCAGCAAGUUGAGUUGCGCCUCUCACUGCAGGACGACCUUGCCAAAGCUGUGCUGCCCCAGAGCCUUUGGUUCUCGCACGUGUCGGAGCCCAUCACAACAGGCUUCGUGCCGCCGCUGCCGCCAACUUUAACUCUGGCAUGGGACCGCCUGCUUAGCCAGCUUAUGGUGAAGGUCGAGUUCGCACCAUCGAGAGCUACGAGUCUGGCUUGGAAGCAUGCGAGCAGGUGUCAAGUCAAGUUCCGCGAUCAGGAGUCCCAAGAAGUUUGUGUCAUGCUGGCGUUGACAGAUAAUUUGAUCUCCAUCCCAAUCUCGAACUUACCCGCGCAUGGCUGCGAAGUUUCAGCUGCAAUUCGCGUGGGUGAUGCCAGCCUCUGGUCGCCCUGGAGCGAGUUUGGUGAAAGAUGCCAGCUGCUGCAGCCGGCAGUCUGCUCGCCAAACGGUCACAUUACUGUCGCCGGGCCUGUAAAUCAUAAAGUGGCCCUGGAUUGGAGUCGGUUGUGCUGUGAUUUGGGCACAAUACCAGUCGAGUGCGUUGUGACCUUACUUCAGAUCCAUUCCGAGAGCAAGGACGAGGUGCUGUUAGCAAGGUGCACCUGCACUGCUUGCUCUAAGCAGCACAAUGAAGACAUCCACAGUGACCAAAGUGACCGAGAUCACGUGGAGGUGGCUGCACAUGGCUUCAAGCCAGGCGAAAGGUACCAGAUCCUGCUAUACGCCGCGGCCGCGCUGCCGCGGCUACACCCCCGCAAGGGCCCAUGCUCUGCACCAGUUGCGCGGUCCGAACCCUUCCAGUGGCCAGACAUCUCAGAGGAAUGGUCCUGCCUUGUAGAUUGGGCGCUUCCCAUGCCGCAGCAAGUGCUCCUCCCGGAUGGAGACCUUGAGGAGACGAGCCCGCGAUGGAAGAGAGCCGUGCUUUUGUCCUGGCCAUGUGAAGACGAGCGCUGUGAAGAGCUGGUCCUGGAAGUCCGAGAAGAGAACCACCUGGUCCAUCAGGUACUUGGCUGGAAGAAAGCCACAUGGGUCCGUGUUCGGUUCAGCGAGACAAACUACGUCGCAGUUUUCGACUUGCCUUGUGACCUCGUCCGCUUCCGCUGGAAGGGAGGAUCAAUCGGAUCAAUCGGCCCAAGCAGCGAUGUCUGCAUCGCCCAUGUGCCCUCGCCAAGCCUUUCUGCAGAGGCCAUCUGCACUGGGCAUCUGCAGGUGCAGCUUACCGCGGACACGCCGGUGCCUUGGGCAACCGCUGUUCGUGUACGGUUUCGUGCCUGUAGCACCAGCGGAAGCGGUCGGCCCACGAACUGGGCACAGCUGCCUGCGCAGCCGCUGGAAAGUGGCCGGUCCAAGCUCAUGGUGUAUCUUUCUGAAAUGCAUGGCCUCCACCCAGGGAAGACCUACAUCUUUUCGGCCCAGCUGCUUGCACGAGCACGGCGGUCUCAAUGGUCAGCCGACACGGUCCCAGUUAGCUUUAAGCUGCCACCAGUCCUGAUGACGAGCGGCUCAGCUGGCCUCGCGGUGCAUGCCAAAGGCAUCACGUCAGCCACAUUUUCUUGGCAACAGCUCACCCCGAGCCUCGGCAAGGUUGGAACGGAGUUUCGGCUGGAUGUGUUCAGACAACUUCCAGACGGGCCCCGGCAUCAGACCACAUUGCUGGUGGAGGGUGAUGCGAAGCCAGCGUCCGAGGCAACUGUUUACAACCUCCAGCCGUCCACGGAGUAUGUCGCGGAGCUCUCCGUGCGCAUCGCGCGCUUGGGCAUGCGCAGGUGGCAAAGCACUGGCCUCUCCACGUGCUUCAUCACCCCAAAGAAGACCUGA